AUGUCCGAGUCAGAUUUCCCGACCUAUCCAAAGUUACCUCGCAAUACAGUUCAACGUUAUGGCAAACCAAGAGGCAAAUACGACUGCAAAACCAUUCACGAAAUCGUCAACACAACCCAAGUCCUCCACGUCUCAUUUCCCACACCAGACACGAGCGACCCCUUUCCAGCCAUGAUUCCCAUGCUUGGUUUCAUGGCGUCCUUCUCUUCCCCGGACGCCCCCGUUUCCGAACCCCUUGACCUCUACCUGCAUGGCUACAUCUCCUCACGACUCAUGCGUCUCGGCAAAAGCUCGCCCACAGAUGAUGAAGAAGGUCUUCCUUUGACCAUUGCAGCAACUCAUCUCGAUGGCUUAGUGCUUGCUCUCACACCGAACCAUCAUAGCUAUAACUAUCGCUCUGCUAUUCUUCAUGGCUAUGCUACACCGGUUGUUGAUGCCAACGAAAAGCUGUGGGCUGUGGAGAAGAUUACGAACGGGGUUGUAGAUGAGAGGUGGCAGCAUUCUAGAGUUCCACCGACGAAGACGGAGAUGACUAGCACGCAAAUCUUAAGGGUUAGGGUUGUGGAUGCUAGCGCUAAGAUCAGGAAUGGCGGUCCCUCAGAUGACAGGGCGGACAUGAAGAACGAUGAGUUGAGAGAGAAGACUUGGAUAGGUGUGGUGCCGACCUGGACGACAUAUGGAACACCAAUUCAGAGUCCAGAAAACAGGGUGAAGGAAGUCCCGGAGCAUAUAACGAGAUUUUUGAAAAGGGAGAAUGAGGUUGGGGAGAAGAAUGCGGUGUUUGCUGUCAAAGGAGAAUAA
This is a messenger RNA of Cadophora gregata, 801 nucleotides long. RefSeq lists its product as uncharacterized. The record is from RefSeq and is a predicted model, not a curated record. Lineage: Eukaryota; Fungi; Ascomycota; Leotiomycetes; Helotiales; Ploettnerulaceae. The transcript is spliced from 4 exons. The coding region runs from base 1 to 801 and encodes 266 amino acids.